Molecule: messenger RNA, 1886 nt
Organism: Procambarus clarkii (red swamp crayfish)
Lineage: Eukaryota; Metazoa; Arthropoda; Malacostraca; Decapoda; Cambaridae
Source: RefSeq, a predicted model, not a curated record
GGUCCGUGAUGGUGGUGAAGGUGGAGUCAGUUCCCUUGUUACUGGCUGCAGUUCUCCCGUUUCUGGUCGCUCAUCCUCUUCUCCUAAAUGUUAACCGGGGAACUGACACAGCUGAAGUUGUCGUGGCAAUUUUAGGAACAAGAUCAGACCCUCGCUGCUCCGUCCUCUUUCUUGUAGAUGACAAACCUUCCUCCACCUCUCUCUUCACGGGGUUCAGGUCUCACCGACCUCCGUGGAGUGUGACAGUGUUUGAGGCGACAGAAGGCGGCCAGAACGCCAACGUGACACUGACGAAGCUCUCCCGGGUGGUCGCUCACGCUAGGCGGGUGCGGCAGGUGUCAUGGUGCGUGACAGUGGUGGUGGUGAGUGACGACCUGGCCUUCCUCUCCACCUUCGCCCAGUGGUCCCUCAAGGGUCGCCUCCUGGUGUGGUCCACCAGGCUCCUGGUCGUCACCCGUCUGCCCCUCCACCACCUCCAGGUCCUCCACGGGCUCCUCUCCUCCACCAACUCCAUCUUACUCAUUGCUGAAGACAUUCCCAGAAUGCUCAGGUGCAGGUUGUUUGUGUACCUGCCCUACACCUCCCGGGAAGACCUGCCUGAACGGCUGGCUACCUGGACGCCGCAGCGAGGCUUCGUGCUAGCCUCCAGCCUGCCGUUCUUCCCAGACAAAUACACCAGGUUCCUUCGGCGGCCACAGUUGGUGGCGGCAACGGAGGCGCUGAACUCCCGCGAAGUGACCAAAGUCAAGAGUGACGGAGGAAGCAAAGAUUAUAUGAUGCUUUAUCUCGCACAAGGACUCAACUUUACGUACAAGUACGUGAGCACCGCUGACGGAUCAUUUGGCUCAAAACAGGACGAUGGUUCGUGGUCCGGAAUGGUGGGAAUGGUGAGCAGAAAGGAGGCAGACUUCUCCAUUGGCCCGUUUGGUAUGACUGAGAGUCGCACUGAGGUUAUAGACUUCACCUGGCCAUUCACCAUCCAGUACUCAAUGAUCAUGGGCGCUCGAGGGCGUCCAGUUGUGGACCCUUGGGGCUUCGUGCUGCCCUUGGAGCCCCUGGUGUGGGCGGCCAUCCUGACGGCGCUGCUGGUGCUGCCUGUCGUGAUGGUGCUCCUGGCUUCAUGCUCCUCAGUCACAACUCUUAAACAGUACACCUGGGGGAAGGACAUUUUUGACUUGACUCGAAUAUUGUUACAACAAGACUACAGAGCUUCAGCCAUCGUGGGGUGGAGGCGGCUUGUGUUGGUGGCGUGGAUGGUAUUGGGUCUGGUGGUGAGCAGGAGCUACCAGGGAGACCUUAUGUCGGGGCUGGCAGUGAGGCACAUCCGUCAACCCUUCCAGACCAUACGUGACGUCCUCGACCAUCCCACCAUAACAAUGCUGUGGCAGACCAACUCAACCAACGUUCAGUACUUUCGUGCUGUGGAGUCCGGGAUAUUCCGUGAGGUAGCGGAGGCAGAGACCAAGAGCCGCGUCAAGUACAAGUUGCUGUCGGAGUUCCCUCAGGCCAUCAACACCCUGGUGAGGCGCGGCGACCACGUCCUCAUUGACCUGGAGAUCGUCAUAACUAUGAUCAUCGGGCAGUACUUCACCCACACAGGACGGUGCGACUUCUACUCCUCGAGGGAGAGGUUCCUGCCCAUGGUGUUGUCUAUGAUCGGCCAGCGAGACAGUCCCCUCGUUCCUGCCCUUAGCAAGAGAGUGAACUGUAUAUCCUGUGUUCCCCGAGGAAUGGCCCUAGACUUAGCCAAGAAAUAUCCUCACUCCAACGCUUAUAAUGUUCGCCGACCCUUGUACAGUCUUAAGAGAUGUAUCCCUAAGAUCGUCCAGUACCAGGAACAAUUCAUAUCUCUAAAGGAGAAAAUCUUCCAUAUAUUGUUGCUAUAG